AUGGCCGAAGCCCCCCCGCGCCGCCUCGGCCUGGGUCCCCCACCCGGGGACGCUCCCCGCGCCGAGCUGCUGGCGCUCACCGCCGUGCAGAGCGAGCAGGGCGAGGCGGGCGGGGGAGGCUCCCCGCGCCGCCACGGCCUCCUGGGCAGCCCCCUGCCGCCGGGCGCGCCCCUCCCUGGGCCGGGCUCUGGCUCGGGCUCCGCCUGCGGCCAGCGGUCCUCCGCCGCUCACAAGCGCUACCGUCGCCUGCAGAAUUGGGUCUACAACGUGCUGGAGCGGCCCCGCGGCUGGGCCUUCGUCUACCACGUCUUCAUAUUUUUGCUGGUCUUCAGCUGCCUGGUGCUGUCCGUGCUGUCCACUAUCCAAGAGCACCAGGAAUUUGCCAACGAGUGUCUUCUUAUCUUGGAAUUCGUGAUGAUCGUGGUCUUUGGCCUGGAGUACAUCAUCCGAGUCUGGUCUGCUGGCUGCUGCUGUCGCUAUCGAGGAUGGCAAGGCCGCUUCCGCUUCGCCAGAAAACCCUUCUGUGUCAUCGACUUCAUCGUGUUCGUGGCCUCGGUGGCCGUCAUCGCCGCGGGCACACAGGGGAACAUCUUUGCCACGUCUGCGUUGCGCAGCAUGCGCUUCUUGCAGAUCCUACGCAUGGUGCGCAUGGACCGCCGCGGCGGCACCUGGAAACUGCUGGGCUCCGUGGUCUACGCGCACAGCAAGGAGCUGAUCACCGCUUGGUACAUCGGGUUCCUGGUGCUCAUCUUCGCCUCUUUCCUGGUCUACCUGGCGGAGAAGGACGCCAACUCUGAAUUCUCCUCCUACGCCGACUCGCUGUGGUGGGGGACGAUUACACUGACGACCAUUGGCUAUGGUGACAAGACACCACACACAUGGCUGGGCAGGGUCUUGGCUGCCGGCUUCGCCUUACUGGGCAUCUCCUUCUUUGCCCUGCCUGCUGGAAUCCUUGGCUCUGGCUUUGCCCUGAAGGUCCAGGAGCAGCACCGGCAGAAACACUUUGAGAAGCGGAGGAUGCCAGCAGCCAACCUUAUCCAGGCUGCGUGGCGCCUUUACUCAACUGAUACGAGCCGGGCCUACCUGACGGCCACCUGGUACUACUAUGACAGUAUCCUCCCAUCUUUCAGAGAGCUGGCCCUCUUGUUUGAGCACGUGCAACGGGCCCGCAAUGGGGGCCUACGGCCCCUGGAGGUGCGGCGGGCGCCAGUACCCGACGGAGCGCCCUCCCGCUACCCGCCCGUUGCCACCUGCCACCGGCCAGGCAGCGCUUCCUUCUGCCCUGGGGAAAGCAGCCGGAUGGGCAUCAAAGACCGCAUCCGCAUGAGCAGCUCCCAGAGGCGGACAGGUCCUUCCAAGCAGCACCUGGCACCCCCUCCAAUGCCCACCUCCCCAAGCAGCGAGCAGGUGGGUGAGGCCACCAGCCCCACCAAGGUGCAGAAGAGCUGGAGCUUCAACGAUCGCACCCGCUUCCGGGCCUCUCUGAGACUCAAACCCCGCACCUCUGCUGAAGAGGGCCCCACAGAUGAAGGACCAGAAGAGAAGAGCUACCAGUGUGAGCUCACAGUGGACGACGUCAUGCCCGCUGUGAAGACGGUCAUCCGCUCCGUCAGGAUUCUGAAGUUCCUGGUGGCCAAAAGGAAAUUCAAGGAGACGCUGCGACCAUAUGACGUGAAGGACGUCAUCGAGCAGUACUCGGCAGGGCACCUGGACAUGCUGGGCCGGAUCAAGAGUCUGCAGGCUCGGGUGGACCAGAUUGUGGGUCGGGGCCCUGGGGACCGGAAGACCCGGGAGAAGGGAGACAAAAUGCCCCCCGACGUGGAGUCGGUGGAUGAAAUCAGCAUGAUGGGGCGCGUGGUCAAGGUGGAGAAGCAGGUGCAGUCCAUCGAGCACAAGCUGGACCUGCUGUUGGGCUUCUAUUCACGCUGCCUACGCUCUGGUACCUCGGCCAGCUUGGGCACCGUGCAAGUGCCGCUCUUCGACCCUGACAUCACCUCGGACUACCACAGCCCUGUCGACCACGAGGACAUCUCCGUCUCUGCACAGACGCUUAGCAUCUCCCGCUCGGUCAGCACCAACAUGGACUGAGGGACUUCUCAGGGGCGGGGCCGCACUGGCCCAACCCCUCGGCCUUGCGCUGGGACCCGCCCACGAGGCCUCCGGACUCCUCUCUUACUUGAACUCGCUCCCUCGCGGGGAGAGAGGCCACACGCAGUAUUGAGCUGCCUGGGUGGGAGAGCUACCCGCUGCGGGUGCCAGCGCACCGCCCCCACCCCAGGAGUGUGAGGUGCCAGGCCACACGGAGGGCAGCAGCAGCGGCUGCCCCGCGGCCUCUGGGCCCCUCAGUACCCUGCCCGCUCCAUUAAGGCCUGCCAUGGCCCACUUGGCAGGGUCACUGCCCCCGGAGUGGGAGCGGGGCGCUGGGGCCCUGGGCCCUGACCCAGCUUCCAGCUAUGCAAGGUGAGGUCUGUGGCCUGCUCUUCACACAGAGCAGGGAAGCCCUCCCGCCAAUUCCCCACCCCACCCGGGGAUGGGCCCAACGUGUCCCACAGGUACCCACAAAGCACAGGACCCUGCCACAAGGCAGGUGGGCACCAUAUAUGCAAACUAUGUUAAAUAUGCAACUUUGGGGGCCCCCAUGGGGUCCCCCUGCCCCUCCUCCGUUGGGAGUUGGGCCCCCAGCAGUAGCUGGUCUCAGGCUGCUUGGCCAUGACCCCCAUCCCCAUUCUUUGGCUUAUCACUCCAUCCCCACUGAGCAUGGGGCCUGUUUCUCCCCUACUCUCUCCCAAGGCCAGUGCCUGGGCUUUUCUUCCCAUCUGCAGGUGUCACCUCCCAGGGGAUCCCUCUUCCUGCUGGAUGUCCAUUUCCCUCUCGGGCCCUCCAGAUAUCUUCGACAGGCAGCACAAAUUUCUGUAUACUCCACAAUCUCCCAGACAGUGGCCCACAGAUGAGCCACACAAACAUGGCCCUUUGUUUCCCCAGACAUAGAGAAAGCCUCACACACUGAUGCGCAUAGCCAGGCAGACUUGGAGAUGUGAGCGGAGGGACUCUCGGCCUUUCCUGGGCCUCUGCAGCUGAUCCCAGCAGACUGGCCUUAGGGGAUCUCCACUAAGAGGUAGCCUCUCACUCCCUCUGCACAGGAGAGGGAGCUUUAAAGUGAUCCCAGGUCUCUCCAGGCCCUACCCCAGAGCUUUACCAGCUCCCCUUCCCCAAGAACAUAGACUCCUCACUGGCCCAGGAGCUCUACCAUUGCCUCUGCCCACCCCUGAGGGUCCCCCUCAGUGUCCUCACAGCACAACUCAGGCCUAGGCCUCUGGGGCCUGCAUACCACUGGAGAGACCCCAGGCCCACCCCUUCCUAGUCACUCUCACUCCCAGAGUGAACAAUAAUGCAUCUAGCAGCUACACCAACUGUGCACAUGGCUGUCACCUGCACUGUCCCCUCCCCACUUGGCAGCUCAUAUACUGGCAUAAGUGCCCAUCCACUCCAGGCCCCCAGCACUACUUUUGUAUUCCUACCCCUUGGUUCCUGGCAGGAGGGCGAGGGGUAGUGAACUGAUGGCAACCCUCCGUGGGGUGCCAGGGAGAAAGGGGCUGAGGCCAAGCUGCUUGCAUCUCAUACUGAGGACCUGCAUGUACGAGCACUAGGGCUUGGGUUGGAUCUUGCUCAGCCCCAUGGUGCCCAGCCUGUGCCCUAACAUGCCCUCUGCAUGUACCUUCAUGCCCCAGAUGGAGCAUCACCUGGCUCACCUCACCUACGCUGCACUGUCCCCAGAGAGCCACCCCUCUACUCCCUCAGAGACAGCUGGGGAGAAGGGCAGGAGAAUAGGAUUACCCUGUGACCAAAGGACAUAUGGGAAGAAGCCCUCCCUCCUUCCACGAUCAAUAUUCCCCCACUAACCCAAUCCUCGGAUAUGCAAGUACCUCACUUUGUUAACUUAUUAACUUAUUGGUUUCAUUAAAGUUUUCAGUAG
Messenger RNA from Heterocephalus glaber (naked mole-rat), 3973 nucleotides. RefSeq names its product potassium voltage-gated channel subfamily Q member 4 (gene Kcnq4). Gene Ontology annotation, molecular function: voltage-gated potassium channel activity. NCBI's taxonomy places the organism in Eukaryota, Metazoa, Chordata, Mammalia, Rodentia, Bathyergidae. Gene Ontology annotation, biological process: potassium ion transmembrane transport. The record is from RefSeq and is a predicted model, not a curated record. Gene Ontology annotation, cellular component: voltage-gated potassium channel complex; membrane.